This is a messenger RNA of Rubroshorea leprosula, 605 nucleotides long. NCBI's taxonomy places the organism in Eukaryota, Viridiplantae, Streptophyta, Magnoliopsida, Malvales, Dipterocarpaceae. The record is from the annotation of a GenBank genome assembly.
CAAAAUACGAAAGUCAAGGAGACAACUUCAAAGAAUUUCGCUUUAAGCAUAUAUGGGGAGCAACCGCGACAACAAUUAUUACGAUUUCAUGGGGGAGAAGAAAGCAUCAUCGAGUAGCUCAGAUUCAAAGAAAUGGUCAUUCAAAAAAAGGGUUGUGAAAUCAGAUGUGGAUCAUUAUGAACAAAAACAACUCCAUCUGAAGAAGAAUCAUGUUGAAGAAAACAUUCUUCCACAUCUGAACGAUGAAGAGAAGGAAAUCUUGAGAAAAGGUGAAAAGGGUAUAGAGAUUCAAGUAGCUGAUGCGGGAACUGGGGAUCGUUACACCAUGAAGCUGUUAGAUGCAGGAAGUUUUUAUUUGCUCAAGGGAACCAAACAAUUGCUUUCUAACAAGAACAUUGAUCUCCAAGUAGGCCAAGAAAUUGAGUUUACCUGGCGCGAUGCUGCUCUUUAUCUCUCUCUUUAAACAUUAACCCUUAGAUUAUCAGUGGAGUAAAGAAAAAAAAUAGCUAGCAUUAAUUAAUUAAAUAUAAAAAUGGCUUUAGCUGGCUAUAUCAUGGGUAACGUCAUGAUGAAAAUGGCAUGGGGAAUAAAGAUUUUACUGUAUU